UCAGAUUUGUCUAAAACCAUUCCAAGGCUAUAUCGUUUACUCGACUUGUGUAAAGAUGAUGGAUCCGAUGGACGUAUUGAUAAGAUAAUCAUUUCUACAGAGUCAUUGAAAAGACUUUGUAACGAUUUAGAGCCAAAUAGCUUCAAGUCGAUUUCUAAUAUUGAUUACACGAAAUUGAAUCAUACUAAGUUAAAGCUUAUCGGUUGCUAUGGUAAUCAUGUAUUAAUCGCAAAACUUUUAUUGGAAAAUCAAAUUAUUGACCAAUCAAC
Molecule: messenger RNA, 269 nt
Organism: Cetraspora pellucida
Lineage: Eukaryota; Fungi; Glomeromycota; Glomeromycetes; Diversisporales; Gigasporaceae
Source: the annotation of a GenBank genome assembly